AUGGAAUUCUUCAAUCAAACAGUAGAAUCGAUCAAUUCAUCGCUCAAUUUUACAACAAGUUCAACAGAAAUAUACCUCUCUAUUUUAACACCUAUCGUCGUCUCUCUCUUGAUGAUUGUUGCUGUUAUUGGUAAUUCAGUAGCGUUAGCCAUUAUUUAUCGAAGUCGAGCAUUGCAUGAGCCACCAGGUAUUUUACUAGCUAAUUUAGCUUUUGCUGAUUUGCUUAUUGGUUUUUGUGUCAUGCCAUCGUCAUUAAUUUAUGGUUUAUGGCCAUCAACAAUAUCAUCAAUAUCUAAUCAAACUAAUCCAUUCCAAGAUAAUCUUUGCCAAGGUAUUGGAUAUGUGACAUCGUUAUCUUUUGGGAUGGUCUAUUGCACUAUUGCUUAUAUUACCUUUGAUCGGAGUAUUGCUGUCUUUAAACCAUUUACUUACUCCACUUUAGUAACAAGUCGUCGUGCAAUUAUUAUAAUCUCCACAUCGUGGAUCAUACUUGCUUUAAUUAGUGCAAUUCCAUUAUUUGGUUUACAGGCUUAUGCGUUAGGAAAAUACCAAUAUGUUGGUUAUUUUUCCUCUUGUUGGCUAGAUUUAAGUAAUUUUUAUGAAAAUGGCAUCUACGUUUUGGGGACUUUCUUCGCUUUGCUUGCCAUUUUACUCUAUGUAGUGAUUAAUUAUAUCUGUUUACUGCUACGUGCACGUAAAGCCUAUCAUCAAAUUAUGGAUUCAUCUAUAGCUCGACGUCGACACCAUCGGCUACAAAAAUCGACUAAAACAGUCACAGUUGUUAUUGGUACAUUUCUUAUUUUUAGUAUCCCAUCUGUAUAUAUUUCGUUAGCUACAGCCUUACAGCAUCGUUAUGUCGGUAGUCCACUUAUAUGCCGUUUAUUUUCACUUUGGGCAAUGUAUACUAAUGUUGCUAUUAAUCCAUUUAUAUUCGGUUUAUCGCACCAUACCUUUAAGGAGAGCUAUUUCCGUUUGAUCGCUGAUAUUCAACGUGGUUAUUUUUGCCAUCAUUGUAAGCUGAUCAAGUCGCAUCGUCGGGUUCGUAUCCAUCCAACUAUGAUAGCGCCACGGAAUAAAUAUUCAAAGCAAUCCUUUACAUUCGAAACAACAGCUACCUUAACAACGGGUUGA
Messenger RNA from Trichoplax adhaerens, 1131 nucleotides. RefSeq lists its product as uncharacterized. The coding region runs from base 1 to 1131 and encodes 376 amino acids. Lineage: Eukaryota; Metazoa; Placozoa; Uniplacotomia; Trichoplacea; Trichoplacidae. The record is from RefSeq and is a predicted model, not a curated record. The transcript has a single exon. Gene Ontology annotation, molecular function: G protein-coupled receptor activity. Gene Ontology annotation, biological process: G protein-coupled receptor signaling pathway. Gene Ontology annotation, cellular component: membrane.